CUGAUCGCCACAGAAUAAUAAUCUCUCACGGUGCAUGUACACUGUCUGAAAACACUCCAGUUCCUUUGCCUGCUCUGGUCGAAUUAAGAAAUGAUGAGGGCGACAGACGCACCCCCGCUUCACAGCGACCUGCCAGAAACGGUUAGGAGCCUGGAUCGUUCUUCACUUUACAAAUACUCUGUGCCCGAAAGCCCGCAACCCCAUUCGACUGUCUACGCUCUCCAUACCGUCGAUGAGACAUUGGAAUCACCACCUGCAUCUAGCAAGAUCGAACAGUCUCAAUUCCAGCAUAGGCGCUGGUCGUUGCUUCUGCUUCUCGGAUUGAUUUUGAUGACAAUCGCUGGAGUAGCCGGAGGAUUCAUUGGAAAGACGAUAGAGCGCAACAGCUCCAAGGGAACCACUUCGCUUGAAAGUGCAUCAGCAUCAGUACCAGCUUUAUCCUCGUCAUCCGCAUCGUCAGCAUCCCUUGCUACGCCCACACCCUCUAGCACUGCAGAAAGAGACGCUUCAGGCGUCUUCGAACGCACAAUUGUGCAGCCAUCUUCGGGCUGCAGCUCCGCAGACCCGUACCGCUCUUUCAAAGCCCGGUCUUUCAUGCUCAACAUUCCAUACACGACUGUCUGCGGCCAAGGCUGGCUAUCCUACGACCUCAUUUCGAUGUCUGUAGCGACACAGUCAGACUGCAUAGAAUCCUGUUCCCAGUACAACUCCAUCAAGGAAACUGGCGAUCGAUCGUGUGUCGGGGCUGGCUUUAUCCCGGCAUGGUGGAAUCAGACGCUGGCCAUGGUGGAGAGCGGAAUCACGCCAUACAAUUGCUUCCUCAAGACAAAUACCAGUGGUAUCGCACGGAACAAUCAGAAGUUUGAGGUCAUCGCAAUAUGUAUGGAGGGUAUGUGCGACAACAUCGUCGGCUGAGAGAUGGCCUAGUAGGGACUAUGUUGUAGACUUAAACAACGUGCAGGUACGCCUUACCAGUAAUGUUGUUGCGGUAUCAAGGGCAAAUAUAUAAACGAGUGUAUUGUGUUCUUCCGUGUUGUUGUCCUGCUUGUAUCUUUGCUCUCCAAGGCUCGCUGCGGGGUCUGUUUUGAUAACGUG
Molecule: messenger RNA, 1095 nt
Organism: Didymella exigua CBS 183.55
Lineage: Eukaryota; Fungi; Ascomycota; Dothideomycetes; Pleosporales; Didymellaceae
Exons: 1
Coding region: 91-915 (274 amino acids)
Source: RefSeq, a predicted model, not a curated record